AUUAGAUUAGAAAGGGACCUCCGACUUCGGCUUCAGCUUCAGCAACCCGGCCGGGGGAGUGUUGCUGACUUUUCUGCUUUCCCGUUAUCAACUUCCACCUUCCCGCUCUGAUAUAAACACAAGCAUUUUGGUCUCAAUUCUGUACAGCAACGUAUACAACACACUGCACCUCUGAUAAUGAAGUACGUGUUGAUCACCGGUGGAGUUGUGAGUGGCCUGGGCAAGGGCGUGACGGCGAGCAGCAUAGGGGUCGUGCUCAAGGCCUGUGGUCUUCGCGUCACUUCCAUCAAAAUUGAUCCAUACCUGAACAUAGAUGCCGGUACCAUGUCUCCUUUUGAGCAUGGGGAAGUUUUUGUUCUUGACGAUGGUGGAGAGGUUGAUCUGGAUUUGGGAAAUUAUGAGCGCUUCCUAGAUGUCACACUUACAAAGAAUAACAAUAUCACCACUGGAAAAAUAUACCAGUCUGUUCUCGAGAAGGAACGCAGGGGUGAUUACCUCGGAAAAACUGUUCAGGUAGUACCACACAUCACAGAUGCCAUAAAAGAUUGGAUUGAGUCAGUUGCUGUGAUUCCCGUGGAUGGGAAGGAGGGGCCAGCAGAUGUUUGUGUGAUUGAGCUUGGAGGCACUGUGGGUGACAUUGAAUCUAUGCCGUUUAUUGAGGCUUUGCGGCAAUUGUCCUUUUCUGUUGGGUCUGACAACUUCUGUCUCAUCCAUGUUAGCCUAAUACCAGUGCUGGGUGUUGUGGGAGAACAAAAAACAAAACCUACGCAACACAGUGUCAGGGAACUGAGAGCAUUGGGUUUGACUCCUCACCUUUUAGCUUGUCGAUCUGCUGAGCCUCUUUUGGAUAAUACGAAGGACAAACUCUCACGGUUUUGCCAUGUUCCAAUUGAGAAUAUUCUAAAUAUUCAUGAUGUCCCAAACAUUUGGCACAUUCCUCUCUUACUUAGGAACCAAAAUGCGCACCAUUCAAUUCUGAAGCAGCUUGACCUACUCAGCAUUGCUAUGCCUCCUGACUUGAGGAGUUGGACGAAGAUGGCUGAGACUUAUGAUAAUCUUACUGAUUCUGUGAGAAUUGCGAUGGUGGGGAAAUACGUUGGCCUAACAGAUUCAUAUUUAUCUGUUAUAAAGGCUCUUCUGCAUGCUUGCAUUGCGUGCUCAUUGAGGCCAUCAAUUGAUUGGAUUGCAGCAUCUGACCUUGAAGAUGAUAGUGCAGAAUCGACACCAGAAGCUUAUGCUGCUGCAUGGGAGACUCUGAGGAGGGCAGCUUGUGUCUUGGUUCCUGGUGGAUUUGGAGAUCGUGGUGUGAGGGGUAUGAUGCUAGCUGCCAAAUAUGCCAGAGAGAACAAUGUUCCAUAUUUGGGAAUUUGCUUGGGAAUGCAGAUUGCUGUGAUUGAGUUUGCAAGAUCGGUGUUGGGUUGGGAAAGGGCUAACAGUGUAGAGUUUGAUGCCCAAACGCCAAAUCCUGUUGUGAUUUUCAUGCCUGAGGGUUCACGAACACACAUGGGAAGCACCAUGAGGCUAGGAUCUCGUAAAACACUAUUUCAGACACCUGAUUGUAUUACUUCCAAGCUGUACCACACCUCACAGCAUGUGGAUGAGCGGCAUCGGCAUAGAUAUGAGGUAAAUCCAGAUGUUAUUGGAACACUAGAAGAAGCUGGGCUAACAUUUGUUGGAAGGGAUGAAAGUGGAAAGCGAAUGGAGAUCCUAGAGCUUCCAAGUCAUCCAUUCUAUGUAGGCGUGCAAUUUCAUCCUGAAUUUAAAUCACGGCCUGCUAAACCCUCUGCUUUAUUUCUAGUGUUGUACCUGCAGGUCUGAUUUUGGCGGCAACAGGGAAGUUGGAAGCCCACAUCAGUGGCUAUGAAAAUGGAAGUUAACGCACAAUCUUCUGCUAUUUUGACAAUGCCCUAGUUUUGUUAGGAUAUUAUGUAUUUUUUGGAAAAAAGAGAAGAAAAAGAAAAAGAAAACCCGGAAUGAAGGGAAUCCCCGCAGUCGAGCAUAUGUGCGGCUGCUCCACAUUCGUUUUGGCUGGUUUCAAAGGCGUGUCCAUGGUAAUGUUAUUUGGACGUCUCUUUUACUUUCAGAGCUACGGUUCAAUAUUCUAAUCAUUAGACUGCCUUUAGGAUCUUUUGAUUCUGAUGUAACGCAAAACAGAGCUCUGGUAUUGGUUGCUGGACUCCCAGGAUGUUCAUUAUAGGUUCAAAGUUUACCUCAAAAUCCUCCCUUGUUCUAUAUGUACGAUUUACUCCCUGUUCAUUUCAUGUGCCAGAUUAUCUGAUCUGCUGUCCUUA
This is a messenger RNA of Neltuma alba, 2291 nucleotides long. RefSeq names its product CTP synthase. The transcript is spliced from 22 exons. Gene Ontology annotation, biological process: pyrimidine nucleobase biosynthetic process; CTP biosynthetic process. Bases 178 to 1818 code for a protein of 546 amino acids. Gene Ontology annotation, molecular function: identical protein binding; CTP synthase activity. Lineage: Eukaryota; Viridiplantae; Streptophyta; Magnoliopsida; Fabales; Fabaceae. The record is from RefSeq and is a predicted model, not a curated record.